GACUAGUGGAGUCUUAACUUCAGUUUCACUGGCUAUUCCCAUAUCUAUGAAAAAUUCUACAGUGCCGCGUGGGAGCACCGUGAAGGAGAUUUCGGUACCCAAGCAUGACCCUUAUAUAUAACGUGAGCAACAUCUCUUUGUACUAUAGGGAGAUCUGACUGAUCAGUAGAAUACAACAUGAGGAGCAUGGCUAUAAUCCCAAGCACUUGUAUUGUUGUUAUUCAGUUUGUCUUCCUCAUCUCCUUACUUUCUUUCAAGGUUACAUCCUCAUCCAGAACAGAGGCAGAAGCUCUCAUCCAGUGGAAGAACAGCUUGUCUUCUUCCCCCUCUCUCAAUUCAUCGUGGGCUCUCACCAACAUUGAAAACCUUUGCAGCUGGACGGGCGUUGUGUGCGGCACCACCGGAACUGUCUCCGAGAUCAACCUCUCCCAGGCCAACCUCAAAGGAACGCUUGCCCAGUUUGAUUUUGGUUCGUUUACUAAUCUCACCCGCUUCAAUCUCAGCAUCAACAACCUCAACGGGUUGAUACCAUCCACAGUUGCCAACCUAUCCAAGCUCACUUUCUUGGAUUUAAGCAACAACCUUUUUGAGGGCAACAUCCCUUGGGAGAUUGGACAGCUGAAGGAGCUUCAGUAUCUUAGCUUUUACAACAACUGUCUCAAUGGCACCAUCCCCUACCAAAUUACCAAUCUUCAAAAGAUAUGGUACUUACACCUUGGAUGGAACUACCUGAAGUCUCCGGACUGGUCCAAGUUUUCGACCAUGCCUCUGUUGACACACCUAGACUUCAACUUCAAUGAACUUGCAUCAGUUUUCCCGGAGUUCAUAACUGACUGCCGGAACCUGACAUACCUCGACUUGUCGUGGAAUCACUUGACUGGUCCGAUACCAGAGUCACUAUUUCGCAAUUCAGGGAAACUUGAAUUCCUCAAUCUUGCUAAGAAUUUAUUUGAAGGCAAGAUUUCUUCUUCCAUAGGUCAACUCAGAAACCUUCAGAAACUCGAUCUCCAUGGCAAUGGCCUCAAUUCUACAAUUCCGGGGGAGCUUGGGCAUUGUUCUAACAUCAUCUUCUUGGCUCUAGCUGAGAACUUACUUGCUGGAGUGCUGCCUUUGUCCUUGACCAAUCUUAACAAGAUAUCAGAGUUGGGCUUGUCUGGAAAUUCAUUAUCUGGUGAGAUCUCCCCAUAUUUCUUCACCAAUUGGACUGAAUUGCUCUCUUUGCAACUUCAGCACAAUCACUUCUUUGGAAAAAUUCCAUCUGAAAUUGGCCUUUUGAAAAAGCUGAAUGUCCUUUUCCUUUAUAAUAAUAAGCUCAAUGGCUCAAUCCCCUCGGAGACUGGGAACUUGAGAGAGUUGUCUUCCUUAGACCUUUCGGGAAACCAACUCUCAGGUCCAAUUCCUCCAACAAUUUGCAAGCUCACCAAGCUUAAUCUCUUACAGCUUUUCUACAACAAUCUUAGUGGAACAAUUCCUCCAGAGAUUGGUAAUAUGAGCUCGCUGGUUAUCCUCGAUCUCAACACCAACAAUUUGGAAGGAGAGCUACCAGAGACCAUGUCACUCCUCAAUAAUCUAGAGAUACUCUCUCUAUUCACCAAUAAUUUCUCGGGCACUGUUCCAAGGGAACUGGGGAAAAACAACCUCAACUUGAAGAAUGUAAGCUUUUCUGACAACAGCUUCACAGGAGAACUGCCGCCUGGACUAUGUAAUAGUUUCACUCUUCAACUGUUAACAGUAAACGGCAACAGCUUUACUGGGAAAUUACCAGAUUGCUUGAGGAAUUGCUCGAGCCUAGAUCGUGUCCGUCUUGAAGGGAACCACUUCAGUGGGGACAUUUCCAAGGCAUUUGGAGUCCAUCCAAAUCUCAGUUUUAUUUCUCUGAGCGGCAACCAAUUUUCAGGCGAGCUGUCACCUGAGUGGGGAGAAUGCCAAGGCCUCACUAAAUUACAGAUGGAUGGAAAUAAAAUCUCUGGUAAAAUCCCAUCUGAGCUUGGGAAGUUGUCUCAAUUGCAGGUCCUAAGUCUGGAUUCCAAUGAAUUUACUGGGGAAAUUCCAAUGGAACUGACGAAACUAAGCCUGUUGUUCAACCUCAGCUUGCGCAAAAACUUUUUCACAGGAAAGAUCCCUCAGACUAUAGGCACUUUAUCUAAUCUCCAGUAUCUCAAUUUAGCGGAAAAUAAACUCAGUGGAAGCAUACCAAAAGAGCUUGGGAAUUGUGAGCACUUGGACAGCUUGGACUUAAGCCACAACGCUUUGUCAGGUGAAAUACCAUCAGAACUCGGAAACUUGGUCAAUUUGCGGUAUCUUUUGGACCUCAGCAGCAAUUCACUGUCAAGAACAAUCCCUUCAAACCUGGGAAAGCUUGUGAGAUUGGAGAGCCUCAAUCUCUCUCGAAACAAUCUUAUGGGGAAAAUCCCAUCAUCAUUUUCAAGCAUGCUCAGUCUAAAUUCCAUUGAUUUCUCAUACAAUCAGUUGACUGGUCAGAUUCCAAGUAGCAAUAUUUUCAAGAAGGCAGCCUAUACUGGAAACUCAGGUUUGUGUGGAUAUGCAGAAGGAUUGAAUCCUUGUUAUUCAACUUCCCCCAGCAGCAAGCCCUCCAAGUUGAACAAAAAGGUUCUUAUUGGUGUCCUUGUUCCUACUUGUGGGCUCUUGUUUUUGGCAUUCAUUGUUGCUGUAAUUGUAAUCCUCCAUCCACGAUCCAAACACUCUGAUGAAGAGACUGAAAGUACAGAAAAGUAUGAUGCUGAGGAGUGGUUAAUUUGGAAAAGACGAGGAAUAUUCACAUUUGAGGAUAUUGUGAAGGCCACCGAAGACUUCAGUGAGAAGAACUGCAUCGGAAAGGGAGGAUUCGGGAGAGUUUACAAAGCUGUGUUGCCACAGGGUCAGACAGUUGCAGUUAAAAGACUUAAUAUGUCAGACUCAAGCAACAUUCCAACAACAAAUCGGCUGAGUUUUAAGAAUGAGAUCGAAAUCCUGACAGAAGUUAAGCACCGAAAUAUCAUUAAGCUUUUUGGGUUCUGUUCCAGGAAGGGGUCCAUGUACUUGGUUUAUAAAUAUAUAGAGAGAGGCAGUUUGGGGAAAGUGUUGUAUGGGGAAGCGGGGGAGAUGGAGCUAAGCUGGGCCACAAGGGUUAAGAUUGUGCAAGGCGUGGCUCAUGCAAUUGCUUACUUGCACCAUGACUGCUCUCCGCCCAUUGUCCACCGUGAUGUAACUCUGAAUAACAUUUUGCUUGACUCGGAGUUUGAGCCACGGCUCUCAGACUUUGGAACUGCAAGAUUGUUGUACCCGGACUCAUCCAACUGGACUGCAGCAGCUGGGUCUUUUGGCUACAUGGCUCCAGAGCUUGCGUUUACAAUGUGCAUCACAGAUAAAUGUGAUGUCUACAGCUUUGGAGUGGUGGCACUGGAAGUAAUGAUGGGGAGGCAUCCAGAGGAGCUCCUAGUUUCACUACCAUCAUCAGCACUAUCUGAUGAUCCUGGUUUACUUCUGAAGGAUGUGCUAGAUCAGAGACUUCCAAUGCCCACAGGGCAAUUAGCAGAAGAAGUAGUGUUUGUAGUCAAGGUAGCCUUAGCAUGCACGCAUGCGGCUCCAGAGUCACGACCCACCAUGCGUUUUGUGGCAAAAGAACUAUCAGCUCAACCCAGGCUCCCCCAUUCAGAGCCUUUCCCCAGGUAACCCUUAAAAGAUUGACAAGCCUCCAAAAGUAGAUCAAAGUUGUAUAUGGUAAACUCGCUGUAUUAUGUAUUGUCUGCUCAAUAAAAAUGAUAGAUGUUAAAACCCCACUGUUAAAUUAGCUUCCAGGGUGGUCCACAGGGCUUUGGCUUUUGUAUACAUUGAGUAAAUGUUUGCCGUGCAUUGACCUAUAAUCCUGGUCCUUGUGUGA
Messenger RNA from Vitis vinifera (wine grape), 3880 nucleotides. Its product is annotated as MDIS1-interacting receptor like kinase 2. Gene Ontology annotation, biological process: protein phosphorylation. Bases 178 to 3672 code for a protein of 1164 amino acids. The record is from RefSeq and is a predicted model, not a curated record. Lineage: Eukaryota; Viridiplantae; Streptophyta; Magnoliopsida; Vitales; Vitaceae. Gene Ontology annotation, molecular function: ATP binding; protein kinase activity; protein binding. The transcript has 2 exons.